CACUGUCAAAAUUGACAUUUUCACGUUCCGGCAAUCAAUUUUCACGAAAACAUGAAUUUAGGCGAUCAAUUUCCAAACUUUUCCGCUGAUACGACAGUUGGAAAAAUCGAUUUUCAUCAAUGGAUGGGAGAUUCGUGGGCGAUUCUCUUCAGUCAUCCAGCGGAUUUUACGCCAGUUUGUACGACAGAGUUGUCUCGCGUUGCCCAACUUGUUCCCGAAUUCCAAAAGAGAAAUGUGAAGCCGAUUGCUUUGAGUUGUGACUCUGUUGAUUCGCACAAAAAAUGGAUUGAAGACAUCAAAUGUUAUGGAAAAUGCUCAAACGAGGCAUUUCCUUAUCCAAUUAUCGACGAUGAAAAACGAGAACUUGCUGUGAAGCUCAAUAUGUUGGAUAAAGAUGAGAUUGGAAAAGCUGGAUUACCCUUGACGUGUCGUGCUGUGUUCAUAAUUGAUGCGACGAAGAAGCUGCGAGCCUCUUUGCUGUAUCCUGCGAGUUCAGGAAGGAAUUUCGACGAAAUCCUCCGUUUGAUCGAUUCUCUUCAACUGACAGACUCAAAUAAAGUUGCAACACCUGUUGAUUGGAAACACGGCGAAAAAUGCAUGGUUUUGCCGACAAUUAAAGAUGAAGACGUACCAAAAUUCUUCCCGCAAGGCAUCGAAAACGUCGAGGUUCCUUCUGGAAAGAAAUACAUCCGAAAAGUUCAAUUGUAAUGCGGCGUUUUGUGCUUAAUUUUGAUGAAAGUAAGAGAAAAAUUGGUGAAUGGGACUUAUAAAUCGCUAUAAAAAGAUGGAAAAAAUAAAUUUUCUAUGCAU
Messenger RNA from Culicoides brevitarsis, 810 nucleotides. RefSeq names its product peroxiredoxin-6 (gene Prx6a). Lineage: Eukaryota; Metazoa; Arthropoda; Insecta; Diptera; Ceratopogonidae. The record is from RefSeq and is a predicted model, not a curated record. Gene Ontology annotation, cellular component: mitochondrion; cytosol. Gene Ontology annotation, biological process: cell redox homeostasis; cellular oxidant detoxification. The transcript is spliced from 2 exons. The coding region runs from base 52 to 708 and encodes 218 amino acids. Gene Ontology annotation, molecular function: peroxiredoxin activity.